AAGGACUCUGAUAUCGGCUGCUUACGAGUUUUCGGUCUCUGUUUUCACCUUUUGAAGUUGCAGUUACCACACAGAAAAAUGGCGUCCUUCUGCAGAUCAGCUCUAAUGGCGGGCUCUCGCUCCAUCGCAGCUCGCUCCAAAGUCGUCUCCCCAAAAUCCCUAAAUUCCAUACCAAUUUCCUCUCCAUUUUCCUCGGACUCCGGAGCCAUUCCUCGAGCUUCACGGAUAAUUUCCGCUUUGGGAAGCGUCGAGUCGUUGAUGCCGCUUCACAGCGCGAUCGCUUCCGCUCGGCUCAAAUCCAACAUUGCCGUUGAUUCCACCUGCUGGAGCUGCCUUUCUCAAGGGAAACCUUUAUGGUUGGUUGUCAAGGACUCGCAAUAUCCAUCCGGAUUAGUAUGCUUUGUGUAGUGUAAGCAUGGUCAAACGUUAUGCUUAGUGUAAGCAUGGUCAAACGUUAUGCUUUGCAUGCCUAAGCAAUGUGUUUUUCACAGUAUGAACAAUAAUUAGCCUUGUCAUUUGCCUACUAUAGGGAGUUCAUCUUAUAGAAAGAUAAUUGAGGAGUAUUUUAACAACAUCAUUGAUGGCAUAUUUAAUUGUGAGAAUUCGACAAUAGUGAAUGUUUAUGUACUCGUCUGACAUGAGUCUAAACAUGUCAAAUUGUCCGGAUUGUUCU
Molecule: messenger RNA, 673 nt
Organism: Morus notabilis
Lineage: Eukaryota; Viridiplantae; Streptophyta; Magnoliopsida; Rosales; Moraceae
Exons: 3
Coding region: 79-408 (109 amino acids)
Source: RefSeq, a predicted model, not a curated record